Drosophila grimshawi is the source of this 1025-nucleotide messenger RNA. RefSeq lists its product as uncharacterized. Bases 107 to 886 code for a protein of 259 amino acids. The record is from RefSeq and is a predicted model, not a curated record. The transcript is spliced from 2 exons. Lineage: Eukaryota; Metazoa; Arthropoda; Insecta; Diptera; Drosophilidae.
AGUUAGUGCUCAGUUGUCGUUGUAAACGCUUCGGACAGCGUUUUCAAUUUGAAUCCGAGUUAUUUAUUUAUAUAUCUAUUUAUAUAUAUAGUGUAUAACAUUGACAAUGUCGCGAUUAUCUCGUUCCACACAUAAAUCAAUAAGUAUUUUGCUGUUACUGCAUUUCGUGUGGCUGACGACAUUGCCAGGAAGCACAGCAAAGCCAGCGGUGUCCACAAUUCAGCCCGGCUCAUCGAAUACGCACAUUGUGAGCUUUGUGAAUGGAAAGCGUGGAUUGCGUCCACACGAUGAGUUCGACUUUGAGCGCAACGAGGCGGAGUCCAUCAACUCGGUGCAUGUGCAACAGCUCUUCGGCAGUCUGUUGCAGUUGCAGGCUGCAGCCGACAACAACAAAACCCUUGACACGGACGAUGCGCCCGUGAGUGAGCGCAAUACGCUGGACGAUGAGCUCAGCCUGGAUGCGAUGGUCAGUGAUGAGCAGCAUGAGAGCUCCACGGAAUACCCAGAUGCCUGGCAUCGCAUCAAGUUGGCCAUACCCGUACUGGAGCCAGUCAAGCAUCUCAUAAAUGCUGUGGGAGGUGGCGAUGUGAAUGAUACGCAUGUCCGGACAAACUCGCAUCGUUUGAUUGGCCACAUGGGUGUGCAUCAUGCACCGCAUAGCAACAAUACGUCGCCGGCCAUUGAAACGGAGGAGGAUCGCGAAGAGGCCAUCGAUAGCACCGGCUUCGAUCUACUCGAAACUCUGGGCUCAGCGGGCACCGUUCUAUGGGGCAUGCUACAGAAUCUGCGCAGAUUGUUUGCGGCCAGUGCGGGAAAUGCGAGCACAGCUUUCUCGGGUGGCGGCGGUGGCGGUGGAGCCGGUGGCGGUGGUGCAGGCCGCGGGUGAAUUUCAUGAAGCUGCUGCUGGGACUGGGUGUGGUCUUGUGUUCUGUGAUUAAUAUUAGCGCUUAGCUCUGGGCUUUCAAUGCUUUAUUUUAUAUAAUUACUAAUUUGAAAUAUACGAAAAUAAAAAAAAAAUAAAACCA